GCGCAAUGACUGGGCAAAGAGUUGUUGUACCACUGCUGCAUUCAGUGAGAACAUGGCGGUAUAAUAGAAAUGGUGAAGUAGUGUACAUUUGAAGUCACGUUCUCCGUCGACGAAAGUCAGCUUUUAUUUCAUCUUUGGAAUCGCCAGGCCAUGCCAAGCAUUUUGGUAUGAAGUUUGGGCCUAGGAAAAUUCUUGGAGUGCUCCAGUGAGGUUGUUGUGCCGGCAGGAUGAAUAAGUUGUCGUUCCGUGCUCGGGCGCUUGACCCCAACAAGGCACUUCCAGUUUACCAUGCUGAUGAGCUGCCCGACUUGUCGGAUUACAAUGCCAUCAAUCGCGCCGUUCCUGAAAUGCCUACUGGCAUGGAGAAGGAAGAAGAAACGGAACAUCAUUUGCAGCGUGCUAUGGCCGCUCAGCAAUUGUAUGGUGAAGCCCAGCAACUUGUCAUUCCAACACCUGAUUUUAAUUCCUCCGUCGCCGACUACACUGAUGUCUACAAGAAAAAAUCUACUCAACCGCGAAAUUUCAUCCGCAUGCAUGGAUAUCUGGAUUCCGAUUUCCCAGAAUAUGACUUGGAUGAUGAAGAUGUGAAGUGGUGUAACUCUCAAAAGGGCUUGACUGAGCUCAAAUUGGAAACAAUGAUUGAAACUCUAGAAAAAGGUCUCGGCCAACAGUCUCAAAAUUUGACGUUGACCGAAGCUCAGGCUCUCCUUCACGACAAUGAUGACACUCUUGUGCUGACCGUGUUUGACUAUUGGCAGGCAAAACGUGCACGUGUGAAAAUACCUUUGAUGGCCACUGUCAAGCAGGAGAAACGAGAUGGUUCUUCAGCCACCGACUAUUAUGUUGCUUUCCGCCGACGCACUGAAAAGAUGCAAACACGCAAGAACCGUAAAAAUGACGAGGCUUCUUACGAACGAAUGUGCAAACUGCGGCGUGACUUGGAACGCAGUUGUCAAUUACUAGCUCUCAUCAAGCAGCGCGAGCAGAAGAAGCAAGACCUUAUCAACAGCAUGAAGGACAUCUUUUGUCACCGCAACAAGAUACGAGACUGGAACAGCAGCACCUACAACUCUGUCAUCGAUCAACUAUUUCGAAAACCCAGCAUUGUACCUCCUCAUCCGGCGCAGGCAUCUGGCCAAAUGAUGCAAAUGUACAAUCGUCAACUUUUGCAGCAAUCGCAGCAGCAACAACAGAUGUCCUAUCCUGGUUAUAUGGUUGGUGGACACGGUGUUGCCGCUGCUCAAAGUUCCUCUCUCACUCAGCAACUGCAGCAUCCUGUAGCAAGUGUUGGUGAGACAAGUGCGACAGCGUCGGACGUCUCCAUGCCAUGGGCACAGCAGCCCACUGCUGAGGGAGCCGAUUCAAGGCAAACUACGAAACAAAAAGAUCGAUCCAAGCGCAAGCAUCACAAAAAGAAGCAUCAUGCUCCGACACAGGCACCCGUUGAGAAUCCUAUUGUGUUACCCGAGGAAGUGGCUAGCGAGGAAGAUCAUGUCCUGCCUCUGCCGCCAGUGGAGAUUGUGGAACAAGAAUCUACCGGACCGUUUGCCUUCAAGCGUAGACUACACGUGCAAUAUUGUUUGCCACGGGAAUGUCUAGAAGUAGGCCUUCCUUUUGAGCUGGAGGGUGAAGCAGAUCCAGCCGUUGAGUUGCCUAGCAACAAGCGAUAUCGACUCUUCCUUACCUCUAUGGGUAGAGCAGGACCGUUCCUUGGCUUGUCAAGGCAGAGAAUUGGUCGAGGUGGCAGACGGUAUCUUGACAGAGGGCCAUGGCCGUAUGGUGGUGAUGAAGAGCUGAGUCAUUCCCUUCAGCAUGGUCAUGUUGAUGUGUGUGAUGUCAACAUUCAGGAUCCUUCUAUGCCGUACUACCAGCUGGAUUCUCCACCGCCUGCAAAACGCGUAGCACAUUCUUUUCCGUCUAGGCGUAGGAACGUUGGUACUGCGACUGCGUCAUCACCAGCCGGGAGUUUCCUGCCGCCAGAAGAGCGCAGGUUAUUUGCACACUUACCCAUUACUCCAGUCAGUAGUGAUGAAGACGAUCCGGAGUCUCCUCGCAGCACACAUACUAGGGAUAGUGAGGAACUUGAUGAUCCCUGGAGUGAUUUUCAUGAAUUUGGGGAAAUAGUAACAUGCGUGCGUCUUUCAUCAUCGACACCAGCUGGCGUUGCUCAUCGUCUGCUUGAGACCGAUAGCGGUCUUGACAGUAAUGGUGUAAGUCCAUUGUCGGAUACGCAUGCUAGCCGAUCAUCAGUCGGCCGUUCCUCUGGUGGCAAAUCUUCCCCGUGCAUUUCAUCAGUGCAUGAUGGUGACGAUGAAGGUAUGCCGCUGGAUGGCACCUGUAGUCCGUCAAUGAAGAUUCGUUCAUCAUCAGUGUGGGGUGAGAGAAAUGUGGCCAGUGACGUCACCAACCAUCACCCUUCAACUGCUGCGACUAGUCGAACUGCAACAGCAGCAGCAGCAGCAUUAGAUAGUAGAAGACAGUCUGUGAGUAGUGGUGCUGGCGGUGCUGGCUGUGGUCCUGUUGACAAUGCUCCUGUCCCCAUGGCAGUCUUACCACCUCAACAAGAACCGAACAAUCACAUUGCUACUACUGGCAGUAGUGGUGGUGGUGCUGCUAUGCGUUCACAACCCACUGCCAACAGUAGCUGGCAUGCGACUGGCUCGGCACCGACAGUUCCUGCAUCUUCAGACUCAAUUCUUAGCAAACAGCGAACAAACCAACCACUGCCUGGUCAUCGGCACUCCAACAACCAAUCUCCCAUCCACAACAUCCUAAGAGUGUUGUGAAGUCUCUUGUGUCCUCUUGUUGUAGUGGCCUUGCCUCUACCUUGCUUCUCCCCUAUUUAGUCGUCAUUCCCGGCAACUGUUCCAGGCAUCGGCCGUUUCUGUCUGAACCCUUAGUUGUCGUAGGAAUGAAUAUCUAUUUUCUCAUAUUUUAUUGUACUUGUUGGUGUAGGCGUACUUGUUCUCUUCGUCAUCUUUCUCGUCGUUUGCGCUAGCCACCUGGCUCCAUUAUCAGCAUAAUGACUGGGCUGGUUUCCUUUACAUCAGUAUCUGUUUAUGUGUUGCACUCUGUUCUGCAGUACUAUCUAUCUAUCUCUCUCUCUGUCUCGUUGUUGGUUCUUUGUGUUGCUGGGUUGUUGUCUCUAUUUUAUCUCUUUAUCUUGACCCAUACCACCUGACUUGACUUGCUAAUGGUAAACUCUAUCAUCAUUGGAAAACUCUGUCUAGAAUCCGGUUACUGUCACACCCCCGUGCCAUGGCGACAGCUGCUGCUGUUGCUGCUGCCAAUAGCAUUGUUAUUACAGAUUUUUUUUAAAUUGCCACGUUAUGGUGUUGCUGCCGCUGGUUUAUUGCUUUUCGGUGUUGCUGCUGCUGCUGCUAUUCAUCUUGCUACUGCUAGUGUUGUUUACUGUUGGCCUGGUGCUGAUCUGUGGCAACUUGAUUGAACACACACGUACACUGCACGCAUUGCGCCUCUACUCACCACCCUACUAGUACUAAUAGUCACCCUACUAUUGCUAUCUCUUAGUUUCAACUCUGUGUGUUGCUUGAAUCUGUUCAUAGUGGUUUCAUCUGGCAUCGUCACCACUAACAUGCAAGUGGUCGAUGCGAACAUCUUCUCUUGAUUUGGUCAGUAUCUUGACGACUUUUUUUGCAUUUGAAUCCCAAAGCAGAAAUAAAACGAAAUGACCAUGAA
Molecule: messenger RNA, 3699 nt
Organism: Sycon ciliatum
Lineage: Eukaryota; Metazoa; Porifera; Calcarea; Leucosolenida; Sycettidae
Product: enhancer of polycomb homolog 1-like
Exons: 18
Coding region: 228-2786 (852 amino acids)
Biological process (GO): regulation of transcription by RNA polymerase II
Cellular component (GO): NuA4 histone acetyltransferase complex; piccolo histone acetyltransferase complex
Source: RefSeq, a predicted model, not a curated record